ACAGCACGUCAACAAUCCCACAAUGCAGUUCGUCUCAAAUAACCAAAGAGGUGAAGCUUCAUUAGAGUGGCAAUUUGAUACUGCUUUUUGAUACUGUUUUUUUGUUCCUAAGUGUGACACCAAAAAAUAUUCUGGAUGUAUCUUUUAUAACAUAAACAGUUCUGCCUAACAUUUGCAUAGGUUUAGACAUGCUCUAACUCAUGACCCAUUCAGGGGGGUGAUGUUUGGGAGAGAGGCGGGUAGAUAUAUUUUCUUUAUUAUGGUGUAGAGUGAUUAACUUUAUUGCUGUGCUUUCCAAUUGAUGUGCUUGCAGGUGCUUUUCUUCUUUUAAUGUAAGGCUGUAAGGUUUUGGCUGUGUUAAGAAUUUUUAUCCUCAUAAUGUUCUGAUAUUACUAUGAGUUCCUGUACAACGAACUCAGUGCUGAAAUUAAAUUAUGAAAUAAUUGUACUUACUACCUAAAAUUGAGGAACACAUUCAGUUCCACCAAUGGUAAAGAAGUAUUUGAGGUAGUAGAAUAUUUUUUAUGUAUUGCCUGUAAAUAAUCAUUGACCUUCCUAGCAGAUUGUAACCUUGAUAACCUACAAAAGCUUGUUCCCAGAACGUUCUUUGCUUUUUUGUGGAAACAUUUCCUGAACGAUGGACCAAUGUAAAUAGUGUUUGCUAAUGACGAUAUGAGCAUGCUUUAUAUCUAUGGAUAUGAAGCCGAGGGUCACUUACUACAUACAUUUUAUGUACGUACUUUUUGUAUAUUUUUGAGAUGUUAUUUGGACACGUUCCCAGAAUGUUCUGGGAAAGUUAUUUGGCUGAGAGUCAAAGAGUCCUUGGGGAACGUUAAGGGAACGUUUUGUGUUAAGUGGGAAUACAUGGAAUUUCACUUUCACUAUAACCAAAACGUGGAACGAACAAAAUGACAGUCCGUACUCUCUUGAAUGUCUUCAUGACAUUUGUUAUUUUUCUUCAUGGGGAGAAGACAGCUGCACAGGAAUAUGGGGGCCGGGGAGGAGAGAUCAUCCUGACCCCCACUAUCUCAGGAAAGCUGGAUGAAAUCUUGUGGAAACACAAUGGAAACAAGGUGGUGGAGUUUGAUAGGAAUAAUUACACUGAGUAUGGCAGUUAUAAAGGCCGGACGGUUCUGGAAAGGCUCAAAGGAGAACUAACUAUCAAAGGUCUCACUGAUGCAGACAGUGGAACCUAUCAGUUAGAGGCUGUCAUCAAUAAAAAGCUGCAGUACUCAAACCAUGAAGUACAUGUUAUAGAUGCUGUGACCCAACCGUCUGUAAGCUGUACUUUUAACGACAGUGGCACCACCCUGCUGUGUUCAGCUGACCUCCAUCCUCUGACCCAGUUCUGGAAGGGUCCCGGUGGGUCAGAGACUCCUGGGUCAGAACUGUUCAUACCUGGGUCUGAGAACCAGGAGUCUGUCUACACAUGUGUGGUGAAAAACCCUGUUGGUAACAAAACAGCAGAGCUCAGCCUGAAGGAGUGUCACACAGAGGAAGUCUCAUCUGUCCAAGUGGUGUUCUGGCUCAUUCCAUUGAUUCUCAUCCUCUGCGUCUUACUGGCAGUCUGGUUGUGGUGCAGGAAAAAGAGGCAAAAAGAAGGACACCUGACUGAGGUUACAGAGACUCCAAAACAAGGAAAUGUGAGGAAAAAGGUUGAGCAAUAUGAGAAAAUGACUAAGAAUAGAAACGACAGAUAUUCGACCUUACCAACUGAGACAGAGUUAGAGUCUAAGGAUGAGAAAGACCCACUACUCCAGAACUCUUCUAGCAACACUCCUCCUGACAAAGAGGACACACAAGUUCCUUUGGACCAAAGUGGGAAAGAACUAAAUAACAGUGGAACUCAGGACCCCAAAAGAGCAAGGGGAAAAAAAGAAGAACUUGGGUCAGAGUCAAAAAGUACUGUUGGCGAAGAGGAAAAUGUUACUGGGGCCAAAACAGACAGCUCUGUGGUUCAUAGAGGUGAGGUGAAAAUCCAACCAAUAGCCCACAAAGAUCAACCAAGAAACACGAAAGGGGAGUUAGAUAUACAAACAUCAUUCACCUCAGGGCAGGCUCAGAUACCAACACCGCCCCAAGACCUAGGCCAAUUACAUCUUAGACAGGAGAACCAACCAGAACCUAAUGCAAAACUGGAGAACCAACCAGAACAUACCAAAGGGGACACUCAGUCAAGCAUCCAGACUAUGAAAACCAACCAGGAGACCAAGUCAGACUUCCAGACCCAGGAAGACAACCAGGAGACCAAGUCAGACCUCCAGACCCAGGAAGACAACCAGGAGACCAAGUCAGACCUCCAGACCCAGGAAGACAACCUGGAGACCAAGUCAGACCUCCAGACCCAGGAAGACAACCAGGAGACCAAGUCAGACCUCCAGACACAGGAAGACAACCAGGAGACCAAGUCAGACCUCCAGACCCAGGAAGACAACCAGGAGACCAAGUCAGACCUCCAGACCCAGGAAGACAACCAGGAGACCAAGUCAGACCUCCAGACCCAGGAAGACAACCUGGAGACCAAGUCAGACCUCCAGACCCAGGAAGACAACCAGGAGACCAAGUCAGACCUCCAGACCCAGGAAGACAACCAGGAGACCAAGUCAGACCUCCAGACCCAGGAAGACAACCAGGAGACCAAGUCAGACCUCCAGACCCAGGAAGACAACCAGGAGACCAAGUCAGACCUCCAGACCCAGGAAGACAACCAGGAGACCAAGUCAGACCUCCAGACCCAGGAAGACAACCAGGAGACCAAGUCAGACCUCCAGACCCAGGAAGACAACCAGGAGACCAAGUCAGACCUCCAGACCCAGGAAGACAACCAGGAGACCAAGUCAGACCUCCAGACCCAGGAAGACAACCAGGCAGACUGUGAAAUGGUACAUGGCAAUGAGGAUCUGUCUAGAAUUCAUCCUGAUAGUAAUUAUCACUGUGCAAAUGAAAACAAUGGUGAUGAUGAUGAAAACACACUAAAACCUUCAUCUUCAGAGCCCAGCACGACCCAUACAAACCCAGUCAAACUAGACCCUCCCUCAAACCAAACAGACAGAGACACAGCAGGAUCCUCUCCACCCAACCAGACAGAGACACUCCAGGGUCCACCUAAACUUAACCAGACAGAGACACUCCAGGAUCCACCUAAACCUAACCAGACAGAGACACCCCAGGAUCCACCUAAACUUAACCAGACAGAGACACUCCAGGGUCCACCUAAACUUAACCAGACAGAGACACCCCAGGCUCCACCUAAACCUAAGCGGACAGGGACAAACCGGCGUCCACCUAUACCACCCAAACCUAACCAGACAUAGAAACACCAGGUUUAACCAGACCAAAUGACACAAGAGUUCAUGUCAACCCAACAAAGCUCAAUCACACCAAUGCCCACAUUUGCCCAAAUAGGCUUACAGAGAGAGAAAGAAGUUAUGGGAAAAAGGUUGAAGAGAGAAAAUAUGGAAGAAAAAGGAAUAGGGUGAGAGACCUGCCAACCACAAACAGAGACACAUCAACCAAAUAUACGCUUCCAGACUGAGGAGAUGGACAAACGUGCACCUCAUGGGCUUUAGCCAGAUGAGAACUACAGCCUGCUCAGACGUAGCGCAACCAAUUGAUGGAUUUCACAAUUAAUGUUUGCAGUUUUCGAAUCAUAGAUAUGCCUUGUCUUUUAACUACCACCGGUACAUUGUCUACUUCUUUUUUUUUAAGUCUGCAUUCUAAUGCUGUUAACUGUGUUGCUUUUUUUAUUUCUUAUUCUUUGAGCACUGGCUGUGCUGAUAGCUAUUCCAUUGAUUACAAUUUUUAAAUGUAUUGGGUUGUGGUGUGCCAUCUUGUAAUAACUGUAUGUCACUCUGCAUAAGAACAUCUUCUGAACUGAUAAAAAUAUAAUUUUAAAUAUUUCCAACUACUGUGAAAUACUAGAUGACAAAAAUGUAUUUAAUGAAUUUCACAAUAAAAUAGUAUUUGUUUUAUA
This is a messenger RNA of Esox lucius (northern pike), 3973 nucleotides long. Its product is annotated as cell surface glycoprotein 1-like. The record is from RefSeq and is a predicted model, not a curated record. NCBI's taxonomy places the organism in Eukaryota, Metazoa, Chordata, Actinopteri, Esociformes, Esocidae. The transcript is spliced from 8 exons. The coding region runs from base 909 to 3314 and encodes 801 amino acids.